AUGGAGUAUCUAUUGUGACUUUACUGGACAUUGAGACUACAGCUAUAAGGGACAUACCUUUGAUAAUAUUUCUUCAGCCUGUGGAUAAUAUUGGUUUUAGAAUACAUACUCGUAAUGUGCUUAGGAGGUGGUUGGCUGAGCGUGUGUGCGUUGUGGAUUCUGGUGGCAGGGUCCAGCAGCAUCAGGCAAUGUUUGGAUGGAAUAAUGAUCAACGUGAUUCUCCUCAAUGACAAAGAUGUGCCAUGGAGCCUUGUGUAUGUACAAGAGGAAAUCCAGAGGGCCAUCAAGAAGGACGCCAAUAUCAACGCUGCAAAUGGUUUCAACUUCAGUCUCAAGGCCAACUUUGCUGGAUUUGACACAAAUUACUAUAAUACAAAGGGCUGCCACAGUAGCGCAUGUGAAGGAGUGGCUGAGUUCACAAAUUUGACGAACACAGGGCAGCUGGGAUGUGCUGUGCUAGGACCCACUUGCACCUAUGCUACCUUUACAAUGGUGAAUUUGGAGUUGGGUAUGAAGACCCAGACUCCUUUCCUCUCCGCAGGCAGUUUUGGUCUGUCCUGUGACAACACCAAAAACCUCCAACGUCUACUGCCACCAGCCAAGAAGGUCUCCAGCUUCUUCAUUGAGUUCUGGAACUAUCAGGACAAGAUCAAAUCUAAAUGGCAAAAAGCAUACGUGUAUAAGAAACUGAACAACACUGAGGACUGCUUUUGGUACAUCAACGCUCUGGAUGCAGACGCUACAGAUUUUGUGAAAAACAUAUCCAAGGAAGCUAUACGCAAACCGGAGGAGCUCAAAUAUGAGCUUGCCAUUGCCAACAGGAAAAGCAACCUGUUUAUCAUGUGUGGAUCUCCAGCAGAUGUGGAGGAAGCCAAGAGAGGCAUCCCAGAGGCAGAUCACAGCGAUGUCCUCUUCUUUCUCAUUGACCUUUACAACGAUGAGUAUUACAGGAACAAAACAUCAAGUCCACAGAUGAAAAAUGUGCUUGUUCUAACAAUGCCCAAUAUAAGGAGCUACAACAUCAGCACAGACCCAGAGAACACGAUGAACGACUACAUGGCUACUUACCACGAUGCAGUGCUGUUUAUUGGUGAAGUCAUAAGAAAGAUUGCCCCAGAGCCUGAUUUGAGGAUGAUGAAUCCCAUUCUUAAACCCAGUCUUUUCAGAAACACUUCUUUUAAUGGAACAGCUGGAAACUACCUUCUGGAUUCGAAUGGGGACAGAGAUGUGACUUUUUCCAUUAUUUACACCACAUCAGAAAACAAAUACAAAACUUUAUACACUUUCGACACAGAGACACUAUACACUGCUGCAAUGGAUACAGACCCGAACUUUAUUUGGGGCAAGAGACUCCCAAAGUCAAGUCCAGACAGAGGGACAGAUACUGAGGACAUCAUAGUGACUGUACUGGCUGUGACUGUGGUAGUUGUAGCCACAAUUGCCUUCAUUUUCUACAGGCAGAACAGGAAAGAAAGACGUCUGCGAAAGACCUGGUCCCACAUAAACUCUGAUCUUGUCACUUUGCUGGAGGGCAAUGAACAUAAUGUUGUAAUGCUCAAGAUUGAAAAUGAGAGAAAAAACAAGAACUUCAAGAUCCGUAGAGCCCUUUAUGACAAAAAGAUUGUGAUUCUGAAGGAGUUGAAGCACUUGGAUGGGAACUUUGAUGAGACCCAGAGGAUAGAGUUGAACGCGCUGCUUCAUAUCGACUACUACAACCUGACCAAGUUUUAUGGCACGGUGAAGUUUGACCAGGGCGUGUUUGGAGUGUUUGAGUAUGGAGAACGCGGAUCUCUCAAGUAUGUGCUCAAUGACAAAGUGUCCUACCCAGAGGAGACCUUCAUGGACUGGGAGUUUAAGAUCUCCGUCAUGUACGACAUUGCCAAGGGCAUGUCCUACCUCCAUGCCAGUGAACUCCAGGUCCACGGGCGUCUCAAGUCCACCAACUGUGUAGUGGACAACCGCAUGGUGGUCAAGAUCACUGACUUUGGCUGCAACACAUUACUGGUCCCUGGCAGAGAUUUAUGGACUGCACCAGAGCAUCUGAGGAAACAGGGCACAUCUCAAAAAGGCGACGUGUACAGCUUCAGCAUCAUUGCGCAGGAGAUCAUCUAUAGAAAGUGCACUUUCUUCACUGAGAGCUGUACAGACAGAGCAGAAAAGCUGUCUCGAGUGCAGUGUCCAGGGGUGACAGUCUUCAGACCUGAUCUCAACUUUAACACAGACUCAGAGAGUGAGUUAGAGGUGUUCACGCUGAUUAAAAGCUGUUGGGAUGAAGACCCAGAACGCAGGCCAGACUUUAAGAAAGUGGAGAACUGUCUGGAAAAGAGUAUUAGCAAAAUCCAUAAUCAUGACAAUGAGAGCUACUUAGACAACAUGAUUCGACGCCUGCAAAUGUAUUCAAAGAACCUGGAGAACCUGGUGGAGGAGAGGACCUCGCUGUACAAGUAUGAGAGGGACCGGGCCGAUAACCUCAACUUCAUGCUUCUCCCAGGACCGGUGGUGAAGAGCCUGAAGGAGAGUGGCAUGGUGGAGCCCGAGCUGUAUGAGGAGGUCACCAUAUACUUCAGUGACAUCGUGGGCUUCACCACUCUGUGCCAGUACAGCACCCCCAUGGAGGUGGUGGACAUGCUCAACGACAUCUACAAGAGCUUCGACAGCAUCGUGGACCUCCAUGAUGUAUACAAGGUGGAGACUAUAGGAGACGCCUACAUGGUGGCCUCCGGGUUACCCAAGAGGAAUGGGAACAGACACGCAGUAGAUAUCUGCCACAUGGCCCUGGACAUAGUGACCUUUAUAGGGACGUUCCAGCUCCGACACAUGCCCGGCAUCCCAGUCUGGAUACGCAUAGGGGUGCACUCAGGUCCGUGCGCAGCCGGUGUGGUCGGGGUGAAGAUGCCCAGAUAUUGUUUAUUUGGGGACACAGUGAACACCGCGUCCCGGAUGGAGUCGACUGGGCAUCCUCUGAAGAUCCACGUCAGUCAGCCUACCAUUGAUAUUCUCAAAAGGACAGACUGUAAGUUUGAGUUUGAACACAGAGGGGAGACUUUUCUGAAGGGUAAAGGAACAGAGACGACGUACUGGUUAACCGGGGAAAAGGGAAAGAACUAUGACCUCCCGACUCCGCCCACAGCAGAGAACUUCCAGCGACUGCAGCAGGAUCUGGCCCACAUGAUCGUGGAGUGUCUGGAUAGGCGCUCCACAGGCUCCAUCAGGAGGAAGAAACCCCUGCUGAGUCAGAGCAGCGCAGGGUCCCAUGAGGAGCAGGGGCUGGGCUCUGAGAGCGAGCAGCCAGAGUACCUCCACCUGGUCACUGUGGACAACACACUAAGCACUUUUCUCUAGAACGUCCACCAAAGACUCAAGUGUGCUGAAGAAGACAGGACUAUCAGGAGAUAUUUGAACCAGGGUGACUUAAACACUCCAUACAGUUCACAUUAAAAGCCAUUAUAUUUUUGUGUAUACUGAUUUCAUGCAAUCCACUGCUAACGUGAAAAUACCAGUGCUACAUUAGAAUUUAGAUAAAGAUGAUCACUAUGAAUUUAUGGAGCUCAACGGUGACCGCCAGCUCUGGUUUUGUUUUUUGUUUUUUCUCAUAAACUUUUCAAAAAUUACAAUAUUAAGAGUUAAGGGUAGUAAGUUAGUGGCAAAAAAUAAUUUUUUUUCUUCUGGAUCCAGAUGGUGGGCGGUCGCUUUUGGGCUCCAUACUACUCUUAAGUUAACUAUGUCUAGUCCCAAAGGGAGGAGUUUUGGAGAGAAAAUGGCCUGCCCUUGUUUACUAGCAAGCAAGUACCAUCAAAUUGAAAAUGGCUUCUGGAUGGGAAGCCACUGGACUGAAAUGUCUUGCUUGCAGAAACGGUGUCCAGAUGACACACUGAAACCUUCUUUAGAUUGAACCACGCCCGGAUGAAUGAGGAAUUACAGCACUCUGUACAUGACAGUAUUUCAAUACAGGCUUUGUAUUGGACGGUAUUGGCACAGUGCCAGUUUAUUUCACUGGGUCUGGAAAAAGCAGUACUUUUUAUAGCCUUGAGUUCAUGAUUUGGUUGUUUUUGAAUUGUUUUUGUUUGCACCCAUCAUCCCACACAUAAUGAAAAUAACCAGGAAGAAAUAGUCUGUCUCCAAGUCUCUAAAUCUAUGUACAGCUAUACUAAUAUAUUCACCUAAUCACUGUUGUUUCACCCUGAUCUUUUUCAAAUUUCCAAUUCCAGGACUAUGU
Messenger RNA from Boleophthalmus pectinirostris (great blue-spotted mudskipper), 4216 nucleotides. It is a transcript of the gene gucy2cb, whose product is annotated as guanylate cyclase 2Cb. The transcript is spliced from 27 exons. Gene Ontology annotation, biological process: receptor guanylyl cyclase signaling pathway; protein phosphorylation; cGMP biosynthetic process. NCBI's taxonomy places the organism in Eukaryota, Metazoa, Chordata, Actinopteri, Gobiiformes, Gobiidae. Gene Ontology annotation, molecular function: peptide receptor activity; protein kinase activity; guanylate cyclase activity. Bases 115 to 3342 code for a protein of 1075 amino acids. The record is from RefSeq and is a predicted model, not a curated record.